AUGGAAGCUAGCAAUGGGAUUUCUGAUACCUAUCCCCCAGCCGCAAGCCUGCUUCAGCUCUUCGAUGAACGGCCUAUCCCUGUUCUUCCACUAAAGAUUGUCGAAAAGAUAUCAUUUAAAGACGUCGAUCCAUCAGGCCAAGCCACGGACGUUGUCAAGACAUUCCACGAUGCCUUGAGAGAAAGCGAUAUCCAAGCUCUCCAAGACUGCCUCUUUGCUGAUCAAGCCUACUGGAAAGAUGCAUUGGCAUUUACCUAUCAUUUUAGAACGUUCUAUACUCCUUCAGUGAUAAGUGCCAAUUUGUUGGAAACAAAUAAAGCGAGAGGUCCCUCUAUGAGAUGGAAUAUGGAGAGCGCAGUUUUUGUCGCUGCAACACCGGUACUGCAAUUCAUUGACGUUGCGUUGUCGUUUAAAACGGCAUCGCCCGCAGCUUCAUGCAGUGCAAGGAUCUUGCUCCUCCCAGUUGAGAGCAGCGAGGGCAGCCUGGAGUGGAAGAUCUGGAUCCUGAGCACCAAGCUUGAAAACCUUGAUGUUCAUCCAGAGAAUGAAUCUCUUCUUCACUUACCUGGUCGCAACUUGAGUGGCAUGACAGAGAUUGAUACCGAAGUUUUCAUCAUUGGUGGCGGCAACGCUGCUGCAGCUCUCGCCGCUCGGCUCAAGACCUUCGGAGUCGAGAGUAUCAUGGCUGAACGGAAUGCCCGUAUCGGCGAUAACUGGGCCAAGCGCUACGAUUGCAUGAAGUUUCAUGUGCCAACUUCUUUCUGCGACAUGCCUUACAUGGGCUACCCAGAAGAACUCCGGGGCCUUCACCGUCUGGGCAAGGAUGAACUGGCGAAUCACCUCGCACAAUAUGUCACGUCAUUCAACCUCAACGUCAUUACUUCGGCAACGGUUCAGUCAACAGUUUACCAUAAGUCAAGUGCGAAAUGGACGAUUGAACUACAAACUCCUGCUGGAGCGGUUACAGUGACUGCUAAGCAACUUGUUCAAGCAACGGGCGUUUCCUCGCAGAAGCCUUAUGUUCCUACUAUUGCAAAUGCGGAGAUCUACAAAGGGAUCAACAUCCACUCGUCGGGUUACAAAAAUGGAAGAAUAUUGGUCGGGCAAGGCGUCAAAUCGGUUCUCGUCAUAGGUUCAGCAAACACGGCUUUCGAUAUCCUCGCCGACUGCUACACAGCUGGUCUAGAGCCGACAAUGGUCGUGCGAUCGCCAACAUACAUCUGCCCAUUCGAGUAUAUCUGUAACGACGUCAGUCUCGGCGCGUACAACUUUGACGUCGCGCGUGGCGACAGAAUGUUUCUCAUGCUUCCAUCCGCGGUAGAAGGUCAACUUGCGCGAAAUCUCUUCAGAGUUCUUGCUUCCAAAGAACCUGAUCGCUAUACUACUGUCAAAGAAGCCGGAUUUCCUGUACUCGACAGUGCAGACCCUAACCAAGCACUCUUCUCUAAUCUGAUCGAGAAAGCAGGUGGGCACUACGUCGACGUCGGCGCAACUGACAUUAUAGCCCGAGGCAAAGCCAGCGUCAAAGCAGGAGUCGAGCCAAUUGCAUUUACUCAAAGUGGUCUUCGAUUCUCAGAUGGCAGCUCGGCCGCCGCGGAUGCCGUGAUUUGGUGUACCGGUUUCGCAGAUCGUGACGUUCGCUCGGUAGCCGCGGAGAUCUUGGGAGGCGAAAAGCACACUGCCAGCAAUGAAAGGAUUCUAGGACCUCGGGAGAUUGCAUAUCGUCUCGACGCAACAUGGGGCGUUGACUCUGAGGGCGAAAUACGAGGAAUGUGGAAGAGGCACCUGAGGCUGGAGAAUUAUUGGGUCAUGGGGGGUUAUACGCAGCAACAUCGGUGGCACUCGCAGACGUUGGCUUUGCAGAUCAAGGCUGCUUUGGAGGGUAUACUUCCUCCGGCUUAUCGGGAGACUCUUGGGAGAGAUUAG
This is a messenger RNA of Fusarium oxysporum Fo47, 1926 nucleotides long. RefSeq lists its product as uncharacterized. Bases 1 to 1926 code for a protein of 641 amino acids. Gene Ontology annotation, molecular function: monooxygenase activity; flavin adenine dinucleotide binding. The transcript is spliced from 6 exons. Lineage: Eukaryota; Fungi; Ascomycota; Sordariomycetes; Hypocreales; Nectriaceae. The record is from RefSeq and is a predicted model, not a curated record.